AUGGAAGGCCACGUCGGGGACCAACCUCGGGAGUUCAUCAUCAGGCUAUAUAAUCCUUUGUGUGGUCAUCUUCGCCUCCCAAACCCCUUCGCGCGGGAGAUGGAGCUCGAACAACCACGCGCUCUGAGGUUGCACAUGAGGGGCUAUGGGAAAGGCGGUAUGCAGGUCGAUGUCAACUUCCCUGCCCCUCACGUCAUGUACCUCCGCCGUGGCUGGAAGACCUUCGCCCGUGCCCACGGCUUCUCGGAGGGGCAUGUUCUCGAGUUCAAAUUAAUGGAGAGCGGCCUGCUCUCCGUCAAGAUCUUCGGGUGCUCGGGAGGUCGCUUAGGGUGCUGCGUAGAGAGCUCAACCGACGACGAAAGCUCCUCCUCGAGCGGGAGCGACGAGGAGGGCAGUGACGGCGAUGACGACGGUACCGGGCGGGAGAGCGACGACUCUGACUCCAGCUGA
Messenger RNA from Aegilops tauschii subsp. strangulata, 450 nucleotides. The record is from RefSeq and is a predicted model, not a curated record. Lineage: Eukaryota; Viridiplantae; Streptophyta; Magnoliopsida; Poales; Poaceae.